AUGGCGUCGACGGAGCAAUUGGUUUUGGGUGCAGGAGGCGGAGGAGGAGGAGGGGGCGGACCUAAAUACGUGCAAAUGCAAUCGGAGCCUCCGUCGUCGUUGCCGAUGAUGAUGUCAUCGUUCCUCUCGUUUCAUCAAAGCGGAGGCGAGCCAGCUCGAAUAUUCGACGAGUUGCCCAAGGCCACUAUAAUUCAGGUCUCUCGCCCCGAUGCCGCCGAUAUUAGCCCCGCCAUGCUUACUUACACUAUUGAAUUUCAAUACAAACAGUUCAAGUGGCAGUUGAUCAAGAAAGCACCACAAGUAUUUUAUCUGCAUUUUGCAUUAAAAAAACGGGCGCUUAUGGAGGAAAUUCAUGAAAAGCAGGAGCAGGUUAGGGAAUGGCUUCAAAAUCUAGGAAUAGGUGAUCAGCCAACAGUUAUGCAAGAUGAUGAAGAAGCAGAAGAUGAAACAGUUCUGGCUCGCAAUGAUGAAAGUUUCAAGAACAGAGAUGUACCAUCAAGUGCUGCGUUGCCAAUAAUCCGACCAGCUUUAGGACGGCAGCAUUCUAUGUCUGACCAAUCAAAAGCUGCAAUGCAAGGUUAUUUGAAUCAUUUUCUCAGCAAUAUGGAUAUCGUGAAUUCUCGUGAGGUUUGCAAAUUUUUGCAAGUCUCAAAAUUAUCGUUCUCACCGGAGUAUGGUCCUAAGCUGAAGGAAGAUUAUCUUAUGGUGAAGCACUUACCGAAAAUCUAUAGAGAUGAUGAGCAUCAGAGUUGUUGUUCAUGUCAUUGGUUCAAUUGUUGCCAAGACAAUUGGCAAAAGGUCUGGGCUGUCCUCAAACCUGGAUUUCUGGCCUUUCUAAAAGAUCCUUUUGAUUCACAACCUCUAGACAUAAUUGUCUUUGAUGUGCUGCCAGCAUCAGAUGGCAAUGGUGAUGGUCGGGUAUCAUUGGCAGUAGAAGUAAAAGAUGGCAAUCCAUUGCGCCAUUAUUUUAGAGUGUCAUGUGGGAUCCGCCGCAUCAAGUUACGAUGCAAGACAGGUGCCAAAGCUAAAGAUUGGGUGGCUGCCAUUAAUGAUGCUGGCCUUAGGCCACCAGAGGGGUGGUGUCACCCUCACCGUUUUGGUUCAUUUGCUCCUCCUCGAGGUUUAACUGCAGAUGGUAGUCAGGCUCAAUGGUUUGUUGAUGGUCGAGCAGCAUUUGAGGCCAUUGCUUCAGCAAUUGAGGAUGCAAGAUCAGAGAUAUUUAUAUGCGGUUGGUGGCUGUGCCCUGAACUUUACAUGCGUCGUCCAUUUACUUCUCGCACAUCCUCCCGGCUUGAUUCUUUGUUGGAGACAAAAGCAAAGCAAGGUGUUCAGAUUUUUAUCCUCCUAUACAAAGAGGUCGCUCUAGCGUUGAAAAUUAAUAGUGUCUAUAGCAAGAAGAAGCUUCUUGGCAUCCAUGAGAAUGUUAGAGUACUUCGGUAUCCAGAUCAUUUUUCUUCUGGCGUCUAUCUGUGGUCACACCAUGAAAAGAUUGUCAUUGUUGAUCAUCAAAUAUGCUUUAUUGGUGGAUUAGACCUGUGCUUUGGACGCUAUGAUUCAUUUGACCACAGAAUUGGUGAUUAUCCUCCCCAUAUUUGGCCUGGAAAGGACUAUUACAAUCCGAGGGAAUCAGAACCGAAUUCUUGGGAAGAUACAAUGAAAGACGAAUUGGACCGGGAAAAAUAUCCACGUAUGCCAUGGCAUGAUGUUCAUUGUGCUCUCUGGGGGCCACCUUGCCGUGAUAUAGCCCGUCAUUUUGUUCAGCGUUGGAAUUAUGCCAAGAGAAAUAAAGCUUUGUAUGAGGAGACGAUUCCACUGCUAAUGCCACAGCAUCAUAUGGUUAUUCCCCACUAUCAGGGAAUGAGCAAAGCGAUUGAUGGUGUUAAUGAGGAUGUCGAAAACAUUCGUAAAGAGUUCAAAAGGCAGGAUUCGUUUUCAUCGAGGUCAUCUUGCCAGGACAUUCCAUUGCUCAUGCCUCAAGAAGCAGAUGGGCAUGAUGCUUCGUCGAAGGGAGAACUGCUAAAAGUAGAUGGCUCGAUUAAGGAACAUGGUUCUCAUGAUCAAGCUGCUGGUAGGCCCAGUAAAAGUCCUUUCUCUUUCAGAAAAUCAAAAAUUGAGCCAAUGAAUCCAGAUAUGCCAAUGAAAGGUUUCGUGGAUGACAUUAUUGACUCCUCAAAUAUGCGUGAAGAGUUGUCUUCUAUGCAUAAAGGGAUUAUUCCUUCAGAUAAUGAAUGGUGGGAAACACAGGAUCGAGGUGGUCAAGUUGACCCAGCAGAUGAAACUGGACAAGUUGGUCCUCGCGUACCAUGUCGAUGCCAGGUGAUAAGGAGUGUUAGUCAGUGGUCAGCUGGCACUAGCCAAACAGAAAAUAGCAUUCACAAUGCUUACUGUUCUCUCAUAGAGAAGGCAGAACACUUUGUGUAUAUUGAGAACCAAUUCUUCAUCUCAGGUCUUUCAGGAGAUGAGAUAAUAAAGAACCGCGUACUGGAAGCACUAUACCGUCGCAUUAUGCGAGCCUACAAUGAAAAGAAGUGCUUCAGGGUUAUAGUUGUCAUACCUCUUCUUCCAGGAUUUCAGGGUGGUGUGGAUGAUGGUGGUGCUGCAUCUGUGAGGGCUAUUAUGCAUUGGCAGUAUAGAACUAUAUGCAGAGGCCAUAGUUCAAUAUUGCACAAUCUUUAUGAUCUCAUUGGGGCUCGACUGCAUGACUAUAUAUCCUUCUAUGGUCUUAGAUCCCACGGUAGACUUUUUGACGGUGGUCCUGUUGCCACUAGUCAGGUUUACGUGCAUAGCAAGAUUAUGAUUAUUGACGAUUGUACAACCCUGGUUGGGUCAGCUAACAUCAACGACAGAAGUUUACUUGGCUCUAGGGACUCUGAGAUUGGUGUACUUAUUGAGGAUAAAGAAAUGGUUGAUUCGUUUAUGGGAGGCAAACCUUGGAAGGCUGGAAAAUUUUCAUCAAGUUUGCGGCUUUCUCUAUGGGCUGAACACCUUGGACUUCGAGUUGGGGAGGCCCGUCAAAUAGUCGAUCCGGUGAUUGAUUCAACCUAUAAAGAUAUAUGGAUGGCAACUGCCAAGACUAAUACCAUGAUCUACCAAGAUGUGUUCUCUUGUGUGCCAAAUGAUCUGAUCCAAUCAAGGGUUGCACUAAGACAAAGCAUGGCAUAUUGGAAAGAAAAACUAGGUCAUACCACCAUUGAUUUAGGGAUAGCCCCAUCUAAGUUGGAAUCCUAUCAGGAUGGGAGUAUUUAUAGCACAGAUCCCAUGGAAAGGUUAAGAGCAGUAAAGGGGCAUCUUGUUUCAUUCCCUUUGGAUUUCAUGUCAAAGGAAGACUUGAGACCUUUUUUCAAUGAAAGUGAAUACUAUGCAUCACAACAAGUGUUCCACUAA
Molecule: messenger RNA, 3384 nt
Organism: Oldenlandia corymbosa var. corymbosa
Lineage: Eukaryota; Viridiplantae; Streptophyta; Magnoliopsida; Gentianales; Rubiaceae
Source: the annotation of a GenBank genome assembly